Vicia villosa (hairy vetch) is the source of this 1261-nucleotide messenger RNA. RefSeq names its product chorismate mutase 3, chloroplastic-like. NCBI's taxonomy places the organism in Eukaryota, Viridiplantae, Streptophyta, Magnoliopsida, Fabales, Fabaceae. The record is from RefSeq and is a predicted model, not a curated record. Gene Ontology annotation, molecular function: chorismate mutase activity. The transcript is spliced from 6 exons. Bases 82 to 1071 code for a protein of 329 amino acids. Gene Ontology annotation, biological process: chorismate metabolic process; aromatic amino acid biosynthetic process. Gene Ontology annotation, cellular component: cytoplasm.
AAUUCUAAAACCCUUUAUUUUCACAAUCACUGUCUCAUAGCUGUCACCUUCACACACACACACACACAAAACAAAAAAACAAUGGAAUCACUAUUGAAGUUGCAUCAUCCUCAUGCACACUUUGGUUCAAAACAAACCAAACCCAUUUCGCAUGUUGUUCCCAAGUCCACCUUUUUACCUCGUACACACCACACCUUUGUUCCACCAUCACCCAUUCGCACUGUUUCCUAUCGCCCUCUUCAAGUUCAUGCUAGCUCUUCUUCUGCUCCUUCUACCUUUCAUUUCAGACAUUCAGGUAAAAUAAGGGUUGAUGAAAGCAAGAGCCUGACGUUACCGAGCAUCAGACACUCUUUGAUUAGGCAGGAGGAUAGCAUUAUCUUCGGUCUUCUAGAGAGAGCUCAGUAUGCAUACAAUGGAGACACGUAUGACCAUGAUGCACUCGUUGCAGAUGGUUUUCGUGGCUCUUUGGUUGAGUACAUGGUUUGUGAAACGGAAAAGCUUCACGCUCAGGUGGGGAGAUAUAUGAGCCCAGAUGAGCAUGCUUUCUUCCCAGAGUACUUACCUGAACCACUGCUUCCACCGUUGAAGUACCCCCAGGUUCUCCAUCCCUGUGCCAAUUCAAUCAAUAUAAACAAGUUGAUUUGGGACAUGUAUUUUAAGGAUCUCCUGCCAAGAUUGGUAGAACCAGGAGAUGAUGGUAACUGUGGAUCAGCUGCUGUCUGUGACACUCUUUGCUUGCAGGCUCUCUCAAAGAGAAUCCACUAUGGGAAAUUUGUUGCUGAGGCAAAGUUUCUAGAAUACCAUGAAUUAUAUGAGCCUGCCAUUAAAGCCAAAGACGGGAAACGGCUGAUGCAGUUGUUGACGGAUGAAUCAGUGGAGGUAUUGGUGCAUGACAGAGUAGAAAAGAAAUCAAGAACAUUCGGUCAAGUGGUAGAGAUCAAUGGAAACGGUGAAGUAGUUGAUCCUGACUAUAAAAUCGAGCCAGGCUUGAUUGGCAAUCUUUAUGUAGAUUGGAUAAUGCCUCUCACAAAGCAAGUGCAGGUGGAAUACUUGUUGAGAAGACUUGAUUAGUAGAAGAAUAUGGCCUAAGUUUUUAGUCAUGCAAACAUGGUUAUCUUUUUGGUUUUCAAUUCUUAGUACUUGAUGCUAGAUUACUCAGGAACUCUAGGCUAAGGAAAGAUUUUCAGUUAUUUCUUGUGGAGGAGAAUAAUGAAGGAUGUUUGUAUGAUUUUUUUCCCUCAAUAAAUGUAACAUUUUGCUA